AUGACAUUUGUCUUACCCACAGAUAAAGAGGCCGACUUCUAUGGUCUCUUCCAAGACUUGGAGGCACAAGUUCAAUCCCUUGGUAUUGUCAGUUAUGGUAUAUCGGACCCACAUUUGGAAGAGAAAGGAGACAAAUGCCCUGCAAAUGGUAACUCUAAGGAUGAAUGGAAACAUGACUUUGAAAGCUCAGCGUCCAGUGGAAGUAGGACAAAUUUAGCCAACAAUUCUUCAAGAUCAGGCGGUGGAAUGUUCGCACUUUUAACGAAACGUUUUCAUCACUAUCGUCGAGAUUGGCGUAUUGUUAUUUCCACAUUGAUAUUGCCUCUACUGUUGUUCUUGCUUGCAUCGGGACUGUACAAAGUGAAACCGGACUCAACGUCUGCUCCGAGCCGACUUCUCUCUCCUGCCAUGUACGGACCAGAUAUGUACACUUUCAUGCAACAAAAUUCUACACGAUUUACUCUUGGUGACGAAGUAUUGGAAACGUUUAUGGUAGACCCAGGAAUUGGAACAUCAUGUAUGGCUGAUGUAAAUCUUGGAUAUCUUAUUAAAUGUUACACCUGCAUCAAAUUUCUGUACCUCCCAAUAAUUGCAUCAGCAGACGGUCGGUCUCCUUUUUGGGGUGCACCCCCACCACAGCGAGUAACCACGACAACAGAAAUACUACAGAAUUUGAACAAUAGAGAUCUUAACAAAUACUUACUUGACAGUUUCCCUGAAUUUAUUGGCAAAAGAUAUGGUGGAUGGUCAUUUGAAGAUGAAAGCAAAGAGGCAAAUGCAAACCUAAAGGCCAAAAUCUGGUAUAAUAACAAGGGAUAUCAUGCACUGCCGUCAUUCUUUAAUGCGUAUAGUAACGGCCUGCUGAGAGCUCUAGUAAAUGAUGAAUCAGAGGCCCCAAAAUAUGGAAUCAGUGCAUACAAUCAUCCAUUUAUGUUUGGUAGAGAGCGUCUGUCGAAAACUUCCAUAUUACAACAUGCGGCUGACAUGGGUAUUGCAGUGAUUAUUCUGGUUGCAUUUACAUUCAUUCCGGUCGGAGUGUUAUUGUACUCGGUUAAUGAAAAUAUCAACAAGGAGAAACACAUGCAGUUUAUAGGAGGUAUCAGCUCGUUCACAUACUGGAUGUCGUCAUUAAUAUGGGACUUGCUUGUGCUCGGAGUUGCUGUUGGAUUUUCAGUGAUUAUUCUACUAAUUUUCAAACCAGGCUCAUUCUGGGACAAACAGAAUCUUGAAGCAACUGUAUGCCUGUUACUAUUGUAUGGAUGGGCGACCAUUACGUUUGCAUACUUUCUUGUGAAGCGAUUCCAGAAUUCCGGAACAGCUUUCUUCACGGUUUUCUGUAGCCUUUUGUUUGUGGGAAUUUUCUGUAUUCUUAUGGUAUUCUCCUUCAACUAUUUUACAUCUGGAAGUGAUAACAAGAGAAUGAAGGAUGCAUAUGAUGCAAUGAGAUACGUCUUCCUGGUUUUCCCGCCAUAUGCCCUCGGUGGCGGCCUCCUUGACUUGAUUGAUAACCAAAUCAAAACUGUCAUAUAUGCGAGAUUUAAUACAGAUGUAUAUGAGAAUCCCUUCACCUUUGAUAUGAUUGGUUGGCACAUGUUCGCAAUGGGGGUAGAAGGUUGCAUCUUUUUCAUACUGACCAUCUGGUUGGACAUGAGGUUUUGCUGUAAGAGGACAUAUGAGUGUAGUGUAAAGGAGAGUAACAGUGAAGACUAUGAUGUCACAGCUGAGAGGCGGAGAAUUGAUACCGGAGAUUGUCGGUCAGAUGCUGUGGUGGUCAGGAAUCUUCACAAGAUCUACAGUGAAAGUAGUAAGGAAGUCCAUGCUGUUAACGGCUUAAGCUUUGGUGUUCCAUCUGGGCAGUGCUUUGGUUUAUUGGGUGUAAAUGGAGCUGGUAAAACAAGUACAUUUAACGUUCUUACAGGUGUUUCAAACUCAUCAUAUGGUCAUUGUUAUAUUCUCGGACACAGAAUUGAACCAGGGUCAUCAACAGUUGGACAAAAUAUGGGAUAUUGUCCACAGGUGGAUGCUCUUGACCCCUAUCUUAGCAUAACAAACACACUGAACUUCCAUGCUAGCUUGAAGGGUAUAGAUGGCACGGCCAGAAAACAGGCCCUAGAUAAAGUGAUGAGUAAACUAGACCUGCAUAAGAUAAAGAACAAGUUAGUGAAAUCAUGUAGUGGAGGUAUGAAGAGGAAAUUGUCCCUAGCUGUGGCCCUGCUUGGAGAUCCAGCUGUUGUUUUACUAGAUGAGCCAACAAGUGGUAUGGAUCCUAAAGCCAAACGUCUUGUGUGGAAUUGUUUACUAGAAGCCAAAAAGAAUGGACAGGCAAUAAUUCUGACCUCACACAGUUUGGAAGAGUGUGAUAUCUUAUGUGAUCGUAUUGGAAUCAUGGUGAAUGGAGAAUUCAAAUGUCUUGGUACAUCACAACAUCUUAAACAAAAAUAUGGAGAUGGUUAUACAGUGACAUUAUAUGUAUCCGGUCUCUCAGAUACAUUGUCAAGAAUAAAUGAACUAAUACAAAAAUACUUCCCCAGAGCCUCUGUCACUGAUCAACAUGUGAAUGUUGUACAACUAGAUAUUCCAAGAGAAUCAUUGAAUAUAGCCGACAUGUUUGGAAUUCUGGAGAGAGAGAAAGCUAACCUCAAUAUCCUGUAUUAUACAGUGUCACAAACCACACUAGACACAAUUUUCUUGAAUUUUGCGCGGGAGCAGACAGACGGUGCUACAGUUGAAAUGUUGGACACGAAUUCCACAAGCAGUGAUAGAGACAGUUAUAAUGAUAGUUCUGUCAGUGGUGGACAGUUUACAAAUCCAAGCUAUGGUUACGUAAAACCCACACUAACCCUUACCGAUGACAAAGGCAAAGGGAGAUCAUCAGUAGCAUACGACAACCCAUACGCACUUCCGGCGAAGAACACAUUUAAUGAUGAUGAUGACGAUGAAGGUUCCUACUCAACAAGAUUGUAAAAUGUAUAAUUUUUUACAGACAUUUGAUUUAUACAGAUAAUAGAGCGCAACACUUGCGAGGAUCAUCAAUUCUCCAUUCAAUUAUGGAGAUUAUAUUAAGCAUUUCCUCAAAAAAUGUUGGACUAUUUUAAUGUGUAUUCAAGUGUACUGUUGAGCAGUACUAUUCAUGUCAGAUGUACAUUGUCUAUUGUAUAUAGUUUGUUGAAAUCCAACUUGAAUUAGAAUAUGACCAUUUUAAACAAUGCAAUUCUUUUUCUCAUUUUUUUAUUCAGAUGUGUAGUUUUAUGUACUGGAAAGCCUAUAAAAAGCAUAUGUGUAGUUAAGCUUCUUGAUGUACUCAAUUUACAAGCUGUAAUUACGUAGACCUUUUUUAAAAUAUUUUUUUAUAUACAGUAGCAAAGGAGAAGGAGAAACUUUGUGGGUUUCUUUUAAGAUUUUAAAUGUAAUUAUUGAAUAAAUCAUCUCUUCUUUUAAGAUUUUAAAUGUAAUUAUUGAAUAAAUCAUCUCCGGGACAUCACCGGGACAGAAAACUUAUAUCCGGGACAAUCCCGGGCGUUAUGGCAUGUAUGAAUUGUAAUCCAAGUUUUGAUGUGGUAAAUCUCUCAUGUGGUUUAAUGGGCUUUCAGUACUUGCUAUUUUACUCAAUGCAAUUAAAAUGCAAUUUUGUUUUCAUAUUUUUAUUUUACAUGCUCAGUUCAAAAUACUCUAUAGACUUGCAAUAGAUAUCACGUUUGUAUACAUAUCACUUAUUUUAUUCCUUUAAUUUUUUUUACAAUUGGUAUAUCAAUUAGACAUUUAAUGUCAGGCCGUCUUUAAUUUAAUAUAUAAAUAAGUAUACUCAUACAACCUACAGUUUAUAUGCUUUGAAGGUUAAGCGGGUUUUCCUAUUUUUAGAAACUUUUGAAUUGACAAGAAAAAAUAUAUACAGAUGUUUACAGACCAGUCUUUUAAACUUACAUUCUUAUAGAACUAGUCAUGUAAUUUUGUUACUUUCUUGUUGUUUUUUUUAUUAAUAAACGUCUUUUGUAAAUAUAUAUACAAUCAGAGAAAAUAUAUUUUAGCAAAUAAAAUCUUUUCUAA
This is a messenger RNA of Ruditapes philippinarum (Manila clam), 4044 nucleotides long. RefSeq names its product phospholipid-transporting ATPase ABCA1-like. Gene Ontology annotation, cellular component: membrane; intracellular membrane-bounded organelle. The transcript has 22 exons. Lineage: Eukaryota; Metazoa; Mollusca; Bivalvia; Venerida; Veneridae. Gene Ontology annotation, molecular function: ATP hydrolysis activity; lipid carrier activity; ATP binding. Gene Ontology annotation, biological process: transmembrane transport; lipid transport. The coding region runs from base 1 to 2964 and encodes 987 amino acids. The record is from RefSeq and is a predicted model, not a curated record.